AUGGAGGAUUCAGUGGUCAUCCUUCAAGAUAAAAGUUGCAAGUUCUCCUAUCAUACUCAGGAAGAGCCUGUUGUCACUGCAGCCUCGGGAGCUUUGCUUGUGGGAUUUUAUUGGCUCUGGAAAUGAUUAGCACUUCCUGGCUUUCAGAAAGUACCCACAUGUCUCAAGGUGCCUUAUUUGCCCUGUAGAACACAGACCCAGAAUGCAAUGAAAGUACUGCAUGGGAGAGCAGGGUGUCUGGCAGAUCUGGGCUCUGGGGAUGGGUGGCUGCUAUUUUCUGCCACUGUAGAGGAUUUCCAGUGCACUGGCUUUGAAAUCAAUUCCAUCCUAACUGGAUAUGCCAGAAUCAAAGCAUUGUGGAAGGGAAUACCUCCCAGCACAGCAAGUUUUAUAAACCAGGACUUUUGGAAGACCGAUUUUUCCAAAUAUAACAAUGUGACUGUUUUCUUGGCACCUGGUGUGAUGGAGGUGUUGAGUAAAAAACUAGAGAAAGAGUUACCUGAUGAGGCUCGUGUGAUUGCCGGUCGCUUCCCAUUUCCUGACUGGGCUCUUAUAAUCACUGGGGGUGAGGGACUGGACUAGACAUGGGCAUAUGACAUGAGCACCGUACAGAAGCUUUCAACACAAGCUAUAAGUAGAUGA
Molecule: messenger RNA, 642 nt
Organism: Myxocyprinus asiaticus (Chinese sucker)
Lineage: Eukaryota; Metazoa; Chordata; Actinopteri; Cypriniformes; Catostomidae
Biological process (GO): positive regulation of proton-transporting ATP synthase activity, rotational mechanism; peptidyl-lysine trimethylation; regulation of mitochondrial ATP synthesis coupled proton transport
Cellular component (GO): mitochondrion
Molecular function (GO): protein-lysine N-methyltransferase activity
Source: RefSeq, a predicted model, not a curated record